This is a messenger RNA of Diaporthe amygdali, 708 nucleotides long. RefSeq lists its product as uncharacterized. The coding region runs from base 1 to 708 and encodes 235 amino acids. Lineage: Eukaryota; Fungi; Ascomycota; Sordariomycetes; Diaporthales; Diaporthaceae. The transcript is spliced from 3 exons. The record is from RefSeq and is a predicted model, not a curated record.
AUGUCAUCCACACGUGCUCUGAGACUCACCUCCCUCGCCUCACGCCCCAGCCUGUCCACAGCCUACCGAGCCCAGGCCCAGCCUGCACGGUCUGCAGCGCCAGCUCUCUUCCAGACCCGCCACUACGCCGCCAAAGGCGACGGCGAGAAGGACGACCUCGGCGGUCCAGGCGGACAGGAGCCCCCAGACCCCGUGGCGCGCGCACAGCAAAACAGGAGCCUGCGCAACAAGACCAUCGCCGGAAUGCUUGUCGCCAUCAGCAUCCCCCUCUUUUACAUGGUUGGCCAGCCCCGCAAGAUCGCUGAGGCCGAGGUUGACAACAACUCGGCCGGCCCUUUUGCCAAGAACAACCCGGGUGAAAAGCUGGCCAACGUCCAGGGAGGACUGCCGGGUGGCCGCCAGGAGCAGCGGAAUCAGUGGGAGGGGAAUGGUGGUCAGGACACGAAGGCUGUGAGUGUUGAAGACAGUGGUAUGGUCUUCUGCGAGAUCAUUCGAAUGGUGGAAAGCCGUCGUAUCUUGUAUGCCGCAUCUGUGGUAAAUCUCACAGUCGUCCGAUAUCGAUAUAUCAUGGGCAUGGAUACCGGUGACGGUGAAUCACGAUCAACGGGCUUCUGUUUCCAGUGUCCUGCUUUCCCAAGGUUCAAUCAGGUCGAAGUUGUGUAUCUGCUUUUUCCACACCAGCCUCCAUUCCUACUGGAAGGGGCAUGA